Molecule: messenger RNA, 2031 nt
Organism: Cokeromyces recurvatus
Lineage: Eukaryota; Fungi; Mucoromycota; Mucoromycetes; Mucorales; Mucoraceae
Product: YT521-B-like domain-containing protein
Exons: 5
Coding region: 1-2031 (676 amino acids)
Molecular function (GO): RNA binding
Source: RefSeq, a predicted model, not a curated record
AUGAUAGAUCAACAAGUAACUAAAGAAGAUGAUACGUGUAAUAAAGAGGAAGAAGAAGAAGCAAUAUUUGAAAUGGAUGAUAUUCCUAGAAAUAUAUCUGCUACUUCGUUAUCUUCCUCAUCUUCUUCUAAUACAAUGCGUCAAGAGAUGUCUAUUCAUGAUGACGGUAAUGAUAAUGCGACUACUGUGAUACGUUAUUAUGUACCUACUCAAGAAGAACCACAAGGAUUAUCUCAAAGUGUUGUUCUAUCUGAACAUGAUUAUCUUCAUCGACAUAUGAUCAUGCAAUAUAAUUCUACAAGACAUCAUGCUAGCUCUGGUAAUGAAAUGGAUACAGUUACUCUUCAUGAGGAUAUAGAUGACGAUUAUUAUGUUGUACAACGUAAACAACUACUACUCUCUGAAGAGUUAGAAAUAAUACCAACAAAUAUGAAACUCUAUUCUCAAUCAGCACCUCCUACAGAUUCAUUUUUAUCUUCUUCUCCCAUUACUAUUCUUCAUAAAAAUGAUUCUGAUGACAAAGAUCAUCUUACAACAGACAGUAUCUCUACGCGUUCUUCUUCAAUUGAAAUUGUUCUUCCUGAUACAUCUCAAAGUCCUUGUACAGAGGUACAAUCAGGACAUGAAGCAACCAUCGUCAAGGAACUUUCAAUAGAGGAUGAAUGGAAUCAACUUGCUGAUGAACAUUAUGGGCCUUUACCUAUUCUUGAGCAUACUAAACAUCAGGAACAAACACAAUCUACUACAGAAGAGAGUAUAUGGGAUGCUAUCCAUAGACAACCCAAUGUCUUGGAUAAAAUAAGAUUGAAUCCCUUUAUUCGUGAACUCUUUAGACACUAUGCUUGUCCUCUAAAGAUAAUGAAAAUUGCAAAGACAACUCGAUUUAAGGAACUUCAACAUUAUAUCUUUGAUCCUAAUGUAUUGUAUAUGAGAUAUUUUCGUAACCCACAAUGUGCAUAUGUAAUUUAUAGAAAUUAUGAAGAAAUGUUAAAAGGUUACAACAAGAUACAUCUGUCAGUGAUUAACGGUAGUCAAGUUGAAUGCUAUCCCAGUACUUUUUAUGAAUUAGAACAAAACUAUGCUAAUAUGUUGGAAAAAAAGUCAACAGUUAAAUAUCAUGAUGAGGAUGGUAGUAGUAGUAGUCAUUCACACCUUAACUACACAUAUACUGUUGACUCUAAUCAUCGUAGUAAGCAUUCUUCUACAUCUUUAUCAAAAAAAUCAAGGCAACAAAAAAGACAAAAGGAACAGUAUCAUAAAAACGAUACAUUCAAAUGUAAUCAAGAAGAAUCCAUAGCUAAAAAUGCAAUAACGACUAAGGCUUCAACAACUGUUUUCUUUGAUUUAAAUACUACUACUUUACCUUAUUAUAAUUAUCAAGGAAACUUGAUGAAAAUGAUGUGUAGUCCUUUCAAGUCAUCCUCUUCACCACAGAACUUAUUAGUGACAAUGUUAGCAGACAAGAAUCAAACUCUGGAUGAUGAUGAUAAUGAUGUCAAUCAUAGUAAUGCAAUAGUAUCACCUUAUUUAUUGUUGUCAACGAUGCCCAUUUUACCAUAUCAAUGUGUUAUUGUUAAACUUGAUGAUAAAGCAGAUCUCAUGCUAUGUAAAGAGAUAAAUUAUGUCCACAUUCCUAAAAGCAAAGUGACUUUUUUAAAUACAAUUUACGAGCAUUCUUAUCAAGUUAUACUUGUAUUCAGUGUAAAAGGAAGUAAAAGAUUUCAGGGUUAUGCAUACAUGUCAAGUGAAAUAUUAAACAUAAACAAACUAAGUGCAUUUGAUAUUCAAGGUACAUUCUUUAUCGAAAAGUUAGGAUUAAAUCAAGAAAUAAAGAGAAAUAAUUGGAAGUAUAUUUGUAGAAUAGAAUGGCAAUCAAAUGGAGAAUUAAGUAUGGAUUACGUAGGUGAUUGUAUUAAUAUUUGGAAUAUGAAUAAGCGACUUAAAUAUUCAAAGAACAUCACGUUAGUUGAGCCUACACUUGGAAAGAGUUUAAUUGAUUUAAUGAAUGAUAAUCAAACUUUAAAUAAAUAA